Molecule: messenger RNA, 441 nt
Organism: Tupaia belangeri chinensis (Chinese tree shrew)
Lineage: Eukaryota; Metazoa; Chordata; Mammalia; Scandentia; Tupaiidae
Product: calmodulin-like
Exons: 1
Coding region: 1-441 (146 amino acids)
Cellular component (GO): myosin II complex
Molecular function (GO): calcium ion binding
Source: RefSeq, a predicted model, not a curated record
AUGGCUGACCAACUGACUCAAGAGCAGAUUGCACAAUUCAAAGAAGCUUUUUCACUAUUUGACAAGGAGGGUAAUGAAACUAUAACAAAGGAAUUGGGAACUGUAAUGAGGUCUCUUGGGCAGAAUCCCACAGAAGCAGAGUUACAGGACAUGAUUAACAAAGUACACGCUGAUGGCAAUGGCACAAUUGACUUGCCUAAAUUUCUGACAAUGAUGGCAAGAAAAAUGAAAGACACACACAGUGCAGAAGAAAUUAGAGAAGCAUUCCGUGUGUUUGAUAAGGAUGGCAAUGGCUGUAUUAGUGCAGCAGAACUUCGCCAUGUGAUGACAAACCUUGGAGAGAAGUUAACAGAUGAUGAUGAAAUGAUCAGGGAAGCAGAUAUUGAUGGUGACGGUCAAGUAAACUAUGAAGAGUUUGUAGAAAUGAUGACAGCAAAGUGA